Molecule: messenger RNA, 2161 nt
Organism: Drosophila montana
Lineage: Eukaryota; Metazoa; Arthropoda; Insecta; Diptera; Drosophilidae
Exons: 4
Coding region: 259-1881 (540 amino acids)
Biological process (GO): response to oxidative stress
Cellular component (GO): nucleus
Source: RefSeq, a predicted model, not a curated record
UUAGCAAAGUUAAUUAUGUAAAUAUAUUUAACUGAUUCAUUAGUACUUACUUAUGUGUGUGAGCGUGUGUUUCAUAACAGGUUUAUUACUGUGGCGUUGUUAAUAAAAAAUUCACCCUGCACCUGUUUGGCUGGUUUCAAAGCAAACCUGCGUUUUUGGGCCUUUUUUUGCCCCUUUAACAUUGAGGAAAUUUUUCGCAAUUAAAUUGCGACGAAGUUUGGACCCACGAACACAACACUAUCACAACUUCAUAGUAAAAUGGGGAACAAUGUGAGUGCCAAGGCCGAUGGCGAGGGCAGCGAACCUCCGUUGGACGGUGGGAAACAUAAACACCACCAUCAACAUCACAAAUCCAGCAUACAAUCAUCGAACAGCAAUAACAAUGCCAACGAUGUUGUUGUCAGCAACAGCAAUAGCAGCGCCAGCGGCAGCGGCAGCAAUAACAGUCUCAAGGUGCAGUCACAAACGCAAACAAUGACCAGAUCAGCAUCAGGCGCAGAUGUGACAGAAAAGUACCUCACCCAGCUGGUGCCAGUGGAGCGCCUGGCUGAAAUAUUAAAGGAACAAACGAGUGCCAAGUACGGCAUCAAUGGCAUUAUGUCAGAUGUUUUUGUGUCUCAAGUGUUUCCCGAAUACACUGAUUUGGGCCAUCGACUCUUUCAACUAAUGCACCAGAACUCUAAGGCAACAACGAAGCACCUGGGCACCGUGGCCUUUCGACAGCAAUGCGAACGAUUCCUGGGCAUCAUGGACGAUGCGAAGGUGCUGGAGAGUUAUAUCAAGAUGUACGCACAGGACGAUAAUCCCGAUUUGAUAGACAAAGCAGGCGUCACACGCCUGCUGCUCAUCUGCUAUACGAUUGCCAUGCAACACUCCGGGAAUGCUGUGCUCUGCACGGCUAUAAAUAGGACGUUUGGCUCAGUGACCAAGUCGAUAUUUUUCAGCCACGAUAGCCUCAGCUUGGGCUUCGUUUGCCGUUGGUUUGAGCAGAAUUUGAUCCGUCUUGUUCUGCUGGUGCACAAAUACUGCGUCCAUACGCUCUCCACUGCAUAUCGCGGCUUGGAACAACAGUCUCAGCCGUGCGGAAUUGAGCUACAAACGCCAGUGCUGGAACAGCGGAAUCCAUUUGCAUCCAAUGAUGCAACGGAUCACAGUGCGCCUCCCCUGAACAAUGAGACGCUGAUGCCGCUAUCACAAGCAUGGCUGCUGGCGGGCGCCCUACCCCCACUGUAUUCCAAGCCACGGACGAUUGCGCCGCCCAACAGCAGCAACAACAGCAGCGCUUCGAGCGCUGUGCAGAUUUUCAAGGAUAAACUGUCAAUGAUGCCAUCACACUGGACACUACUGUACGAUUCCAACGAGCAUGGGGUGGGAGCCAAUCGCUUUUUGCACCAUGUACUCGGUUACCGCGGUCCGACGCUGGUUCUGCUUCACACCAAGGACGAACAGACAUAUUGCAUUGCGGCGCCCAAUGAGUGGAAGGAGACGCAUUUGUUUGUCGGCGGUGAGGGCAGCUGUGUGAUACAGCUGCUGCCCAAAUUUGUGAUACUAGAAAAGAAGCCCAACAUUUUGUACCUUAACACCAGCAUACGCGGCUAUCCCAAGGGCUUGCGAGCAGGCGCUGAUCCGCGCAAGCCCAUUAUAUCGGUUGACGAACAUUUCGAGAAAGUAGACUGCAAGGGCAUUGCGGCGGGCCUUAUGUCCAUUGAGGUUUGGGGCUGCGGCGAUAAAUCAUCACGCGAAGUGCAAUUGGAUAUUAAGAAAUGGCAAAUCAAGGAGGCGGAACGUCAGCGCACAGUUAAAUUAACAGCCGCCGAUUGGAUGGAUCAUCCGGAUCGAUACCUUCUCGAGCUGGGCGGCAGGCAGAACUACAACAACUAAAAGCAUCAACUGUUGAUGUUGUUGUUGAUGCGUGUAUUGAUUCGAGAGCAAUUGGUGUGUGCCUUUAAUUCGAGUACGCGAUGAAAAUUAACGAAGAAUAUUUUUAAAAACGAUGAUACUUAUUAGUCAUUCGUUCACACGCAGCGCGACAAGAGUUUGCUACCCUGGACUGAAAUUGUUUUUUGAUUUUUAUGUUGUUUAAUUAACGAAUUUUGUUUCAUGGUUUCCUAUGUUCAACGGCAAUUCAAUUGGAUUUGAUUUGAUAUAUAUUUUAACGUUA